AUGGCUGCCGAAGGAGGGAGAGCCAAGCUCGUCACCCAGUCCGGGAUGGAGAACUUCCGAAAGGUGAGGACGUUGGAGCAGGAGAGCCCAUUACCCUUCCCUGACCUGCCCCCAGACGUGGUGCAGAUGAAAGUGAAGGAGGGCAGCAAGAUCAGGAACCUGAUGAACUUUGCCAUGGCCCAGAUGGAACUGAAGGGCAGCCGGCAGAUCGUCUUCAGCGGCUGCGGGCGUACCUGCGUGGAGAUCAUGAAGCGGAAGCUGGGAGGUCUCCACCAGGUCACCAAGGUAUGCUACAAAACCUUGCUGGAGGUCUGGGAGAACCAGGACCCGCUGCCCGGCGGCCCGGCGCAGAACCUGACUGUCCACAAGAACGUCCCCUCCAUCUGCAUCUUGCUCUCCCGAGACCCCCUGGAUCCCAACCAGACAGGCUACCAGCCCCCGGAGCCCCGUCACGGGCUGGGGACACAGCCCGGCGAGGCAGCAGGAGAAAACGCCUCAGGCUCCUCCACCAAGGGGCUGAAGCGGCCCCUGCCACCACCUCCCCGUGAAGAACUGCUGAACAAGAAGUUGCAGGUACAGGCACCCGGCAGCCCGAGGGGCUCGGAGACCACCAACCACCAACUGGACCACCACCACUGA
This is a messenger RNA of Merops nubicus (carmine bee-eater), 639 nucleotides long. RefSeq names its product ribonuclease P protein subunit p25-like protein. Gene Ontology annotation, molecular function: RNA binding. Bases 1 to 639 code for a protein of 212 amino acids. The record is from RefSeq and is a predicted model, not a curated record. Gene Ontology annotation, cellular component: ribonuclease MRP complex. Gene Ontology annotation, biological process: tRNA 5'-leader removal. Lineage: Eukaryota; Metazoa; Chordata; Aves; Coraciiformes; Meropidae. The transcript has a single exon.